AUGGGCAUCCAAGGCCUUCUGCCGCUACUCAAAGAUGCUUCUCUCCCCAUCCACAUUUCCUCCUAUUCCGGUCGCACACUCGGCAUCGACACCUACGUUUGGCUUCAUCGUGGUGCCUACGGUUGUGCACGCGAGAUAGUCCUAGGCGACCCCAAUCCACGAUACAUCUCCUACGCGCUCUCCCGUAUUGCGGUCGAGUUUAGACAGAUGGCCAUCCUCAGUGGCUGCGACUAUUUGCCCAGUAUAGUGGGGAUGGGCCUGAAAAACGCACACCGCUUGUUGAGAAGGCAUAAGACGGUGGAUAAGGUGCUACAGGUAGUUAGGCUGGAGGGCAAGAUGAGCAUUCCUCCGACCUAUCCGAGCGAGUUUAGAAAGGCCGAAUUGACCUUUGUUCAUCAGAGGGUUUUCGAUCCGUCCAGUAGCAAGGUGGUCACGCUUACGCCCUUGCCCAGUGGCACGCAUGAUGAUAUGCUGCCCUUUAUUGGCGCUCAUAUUGAGGAUGAGAUGGCGAGAGCGAUUGCAGAUGGCAUCGUUGAUCCUAUUACAAGGGAGAGGAUAUUGGAUAGAGUUGCCAGGUUGGGGAUGAGGUGUUCGAGUGCGAGUAAUCUCACUGCCAGCUCGAGUGGGUUGAAUACCUUGCAUAGGAGUACCACUGCUCCCAUAAGCUUGGGCGGUGGAUCUGGGCUGGCGGGAAGCAGCUUUGAUAAGUCCUCAGUGAGUACAGCGUCGGGAUCGUUUGGAGGAGGAGGCAAGAAAAAGGUGGUUAGUAAAGAAACUGGCUUGCAGAGUUUGAAGAUCUUCUUUGGUGCUCCGAAGAGCAGAGAGAAGAGCGAAAAGAAGGAGGAGAGAAUCGCGCUGGCUCCUCGUGAUACCAAUCGACCUUGGCAGCCCUCCGCACGGCCACCCUGGCAGCCGGUAAAAGAGGUGAAGGCAACACAGAGCAAGCUCUUGACUCGUUCCAACACCACCCCUCACCCCACUACGGUAUGCAAGACGCCGAAAGUGAGGCAAGACCAUGCAUACCUCCACCUGGGAGGCCAACUGACACCACCGAAAGCCAACGACUCGGGGUAUUGGCAAGACGAGUGUCAUGAUCUGCACGACUUUGUUCCGUCUAGUAGUCCUCCGCAGAUAGAGCUCAACGAGUCACAGCGGAUUGUUAUGGAUACUCAGCAGCUGUGCCUUGCGAGCAGCACAGCGGAUAUUCGAGAGCAACGCGAGGCGAGUGUCGCUCCAACGCAAUCCCUGCAGAGUACAGGUGCCUCUGGGGAGAGUGGGACGAGUGCGGCCGUGGUUGUACCUCAGACACCGUCGAGGAAAAGAAUGAGAUCGCAAGAGGCGGCGCCGGUGCUUUCGUCGCCAGAGAGUGCGAUGGAGAGCGGCUUUAUUUCUUCCCCUGCUUCGAGCGUUUGUGGUCGUGGAAAGAUUCCAGCUUACAGAGGCAAUGGGGGAGAAGAAGAGGAGGAAGACGAAGAGGAGGUUACUCUGCCUAGCUCGCCGUUGUUGGAUGACAUGGUGGUUGAACCAGUUACGCCCUUGAUGGUCAAGAGUAAAGCGAUGCUUAAUACCAGUGCCAGUAGGUCUAAAGUGGAAGCAUUCCGAUAUCCUGCAGCGACUCCUCAACAUCAGCACCAGCAGAAGAAGCGAGUAGAGCGAGUGGAGCGAGGGAGAACAACGCUGCCGAGGAGAGCCACCGAGUUGGCCACUCGCACAGCUGGUAAACCGGGCCUCUCGCCUUCUCUUCUUAAACUUGCUUCCUGGGAAAGCAUCAGCACACCAGCAGGAGCGCGCAGUGGAGCGUUUAAGCCGCGUAAGAUGCCCAAACGAAGCCCCACUCUGCUUUUGCGCGAGCAAGAAGCAGCAGGUGCAGCAGAGGGGAGUGCAGGGGAGGGGAGCAAAGUUGAAGGCUUGUUUGACAGGUUUAGGUUUUCCGAGCCUGUGGAGCAGGCAAGUACGGGUGCAGCGCAGGCGGGGGGAGGUGGCAAGAGGCAGUUAUCUUUCUAG
Molecule: messenger RNA, 2004 nt
Organism: Ustilago hordei
Lineage: Eukaryota; Fungi; Basidiomycota; Ustilaginomycetes; Ustilaginales; Ustilaginaceae
Exons: 2
Coding region: 1-2004 (667 amino acids)
Biological process (GO): mismatch repair; DNA double-strand break processing; DNA recombination
Cellular component (GO): nucleus
Molecular function (GO): 5'-3' DNA exonuclease activity; DNA binding; 5'-flap endonuclease activity
Source: RefSeq, a predicted model, not a curated record